CGCGUCGCGGCUCUCCUCCCCAGGCUCCCCUUAACGCGGUGUCGCUGCGUUCGGGUUCCUCCCGGGACCGGGUGUGUUGGCUCCGGGCCCAGCUGGGCCGCCUCGGACUGCUGGAGCUGAACGGACUCAGUGGGCUGGUCGGCGUGGCCACCCGCUGUGCUGGGGCGUGUUUGGCUGCGCAUGCUCCGACCAGAGCUGGACGCGCGCGUGCGCGAGUCACCGCUCAGGGGGCCGUGGGUGCCGCCGCCAGCUAGAACGGCCCCCUCCGACCGGCUCGGCGACAAAACGUCGCUGCGGUCGCGCCUGGCCGAGAUGGAGGCGCUGGCCUACGUGUGGCCGGGCUCGGAGCUGUCGCUGGGCGCGCAGAGCAGCUCUGACACGCGGCCCGAGCUCACGACCGUCCUCAAGGCGCGCGACGCCGAUAGGAGGGCGACCAAGGCGCGUCGCAAGCAGAGCAAGAUCGCGCCGGCACAGAAGUCACGCCGCGCCGCGCUCGGCGAGGAUUCGCAACGCCUGGUGCAGCAGCAGCUGCCUGUCGCAGCCAGCCCGGACCUGGCCGGACUGGUGGCUCCGGAGGGUGGCACUGCCGGCGGCGCUGACACCCUGCAGGAGGUGCUGCAGAAGUUUAUGUGGGCCAAACAGCAGGCCAGCGCCGCCGCUGACCUGAUGUCCAGCCUCCGCCAGGUGGUGGAGCAGAUGGAUCAGGCCGAGUCGUCCGACCCGCCGCCGACGGCGUCAGACACGCGGAGCUCGCUGCUGGCCACGGCGUCGUCGCUGGCGGCGCGCACUGGCAGCGAGCCGACGUCGGGCGGCUGUCGGGCGCGCUCCACGCGCUCGGCGGCCAGCGCCAGCUCGUCCGAGACGACGUCCGUGCUGCCGGACGAGUCUCGCUCCCAGCUGCACACGGCCACAGAGUCGAAGCCGUCCCAGUGCGAGGGCCGCGAGGACUCGGAUACCGGCUCACGGUUCCGUUCGGCCAGCGAGGCGGCGCUGGCGCUGGGGUCGGCAGCGCCGGUCCAGCAGCGCCAGGUGGAGCAGCUCCGUCUCCAGUUCCAGCGACAGCAGGACCGCCUCCGCCAUCUUGAGCACACCAACUACGUGCUGAACCUGGCCGUGGAUGGCCAGGAGAAGACGGUCCGCACGCUCACCACCCAGCUGGCCGACACCAAGGAGGCCCUGCUGCAGGAGAUCAGCCAGCAGGCGGCGGGCGCCGGCCCGUCGCGGCGCCAGCACCGCGCCGAGGCCCACCCCAGCCUGCACUCGGUGGCCGUCGGGCCGGACAGUCCUGACUCAGACCGGGACGGGGCGCAGGCGGACAGCAGCGCGGAGUCGGUGGCGGCGCCAGUCGGUCCGCCGGCCCUGGAGACGGGACACGACAGGAACCGGCGCGAGGUGGCGCGGCUGAGCGCCGCUCUCGAGACCAAGCACCGGCGGAUGGGGGACGAGUGGCGGCAGCCGGGCCGGCCGCGCCGCGCGCAGAGGUCGCUGCUGGCCGAAUUUGAGCGUGAGAGCGCGUCGCGCGCUACUGCCCCGGCGAACGCCGACAGGACGACAGACUUUGAGGAGCAGUGCGAGGAGCUGCAGCGAGCCGUGAAUGAGGGCAGGACCCAAAUCAGGAGACUGGAACAGGAGAUCUUCGAACUGAAGUGUAGCGGUGGAAAGAACCGGGACAAUUUUGGCGGGCGACCUGCGCUCGCCAACCCCUUCCCCAACAUAGUCCGCCUUACCGAGGUCAAGCUGCAGGAGGCCUACCAGCUGCUGUUGACCGAGAGGCACCGCAGCAAGCUGCUCAGCAAGCAGGCUAAGGAGGCGGUCCACAGGGCCGUGCUGCGCCACGUUUGUUUCGUGUCGGUCCUCUCGUGGGAUGAGGCCCCAGCCGUGCCAGUACCUCCUGCUGCCGGUGAGCAGCUGCAGCAGAAGGAGGCUCUGCUGGGCCAGACGUCCCUGCACCUGGAGGAGCGGAUUGGUCAGCUGGAGGAAGCGACCGGCGCGCUCCAGCUGGAGAACAAACGGCUCCGGCAGACGGAGGCAGAAGCCAGCCAGAUUGCUGCCCGCGCGGUGGAGCUGCAGGAGAGGCUGGACCAGAGUAAUGCCACGGCGAAAAUGCUGGAGAACUACGUCCACUUCCUGAAGUCAUCGUACAACAGCAUGUUCGGUGCGCCGUCAGCGACUUCGCCCACGCCUGUGUCGUUUGACGAGCACGGUGCAUUCAAGAGUGUGUACAACUCGGCUGCGAGCAAGUAG
Pollicipes pollicipes is the source of this 2244-nucleotide messenger RNA. Its product is annotated as outer dense fiber protein 2. NCBI's taxonomy places the organism in Eukaryota, Metazoa, Arthropoda, Thecostraca, Pollicipedomorpha, Pollicipedidae. The record is from RefSeq and is a predicted model, not a curated record. The transcript is spliced from 17 exons. Bases 181 to 2244 code for a protein of 687 amino acids.